GAAAGCGCGAGGACCGUCGCCGCCUCCGCCACCGCGCCGCCGUGCCGGAUCCGAGGAGCCCCGGCCGUAGCCCCAGCGCACCUUCCGCCGCCGGCUCCUGCGUCCUCGGACUCGUUCCAGCAGCCUGUUAAAACAUGGUGGAUUACUAUGAAGUUCUAGGCGUGCAGAGACACGCCUCGGCCGAGGAUAUUAAAAAGGCAUAUCGAAAACUGGCACUGAAGUGGCAUCCAGAUAAAAAUCCUGAGAACAAAGAAGAAGCGGAGAGAAAAUUCAAGCAAGUAGCUGAGGCGUAUGAGGUGUUGUCAGACGCUAAAAAACGGGACAUCUAUGACAGAUACGGCAAAGAAGGAUUAAACGGUGGCGGUGGAGGUGGAAGUCACUUCGACGGUCCGUUUGAGUUUGGCUUCACAUUCCGAAACCCAGAGGACGUCUUCAGGGAAUUUUUUGGUGGAAGGGACCCAUUUUCAUUCGACUUCUUCGAAGACCCGUUUGAGGACUUCUUUGGGAGUCGAAGGGGCCCCCGUGGAAGCCGGAGCCGAGGCACGGGCCCGUUCUUCUCUGCUUUCGGCGGAUUCCCCUCCUUUGGAGGGGCAUUUCCUUCCUUUGAUACAGGAUUCAGUUCCUUCGGCUCGCUAGGCCACGGGGGCCUCACGGCGUUUUCCUCCUCCUCGGCCUUCGGCGGGAGCGGGAUGGGCAACUACAAGUCCAUAUCGACGUCGACAAAGGUGGUGAACGGCAGGAAGAUCACCACCAAGAGGAUUGUCGAGAAUGGUCAAGAGAGGGUGGAAGUUGAAGAAGACGGCCAGUUAAAGUCCUUGACGAUAAAUGGUAAGGAGCAGCUGCUGCGCUUGGAUAACAAGUAGCUGACCGCACGCGCGUAGCAGAACCCUAACUCUGGCACGCGCCAUGCGAGGAUUAACAGGAACAUUUUUUUGAAGAUUUCAAACGAACUCGACUUUCAGUAUAACUGUACCUAAUCUAAAGUAUUUAUACACAGCUCGUCGGAGCCCUGUUUGUCAUAGACUGUUGAGUUUACUGUUGGGACCACGUAAUAGGACCAUUUUAUUUGUCUUUAAAAUUGUUGUAAAUCUCUGUAUGCACUUUGCUUUUUAUUAAACGUAAUCCAAGGUGGCCGUGACUCUUUCGUACACUAACACCAGCACGGACUGCUUUUCCAUUGUGUUUGAAACGUGAGCCGAGUAGUCUCAGCCUGCUGUGAAGUUAACAUUGCCAGGAUGACUCUUCCACAGAAUAAUCUCAGUUUUUUCAGUAUUUAGUAGUGAUGAUAUUAAUACAUUAAUGGUAAUACAUUUCUGGUUUAAUGUGCAUUGAGGAUGUUUUCCAGUUGUGCAUGAAUGCUGGCAACUUAGUAAGUUUUGACAAUUGUUUAAAUAUGUAAUGUUAAGCUUAGGUUUAAAAAAGUUAAGCUGGUAAACUGGGUCUUUGUCAUUUGCUUUUAAAAAAAAAAAAGAAAAUAAAUGCAAAUGUGUUCGGUGCA
Molecule: messenger RNA, 1498 nt
Organism: Odocoileus virginianus texanus
Lineage: Eukaryota; Metazoa; Chordata; Mammalia; Artiodactyla; Cervidae
Source: RefSeq, a predicted model, not a curated record